UGUGUUGGACUAUAUGUUGAUACGUACAGUGUACAUGCUGCGGGUGUAUGUGUGUGCGUUGGCAUUUGUUUUCGUAGCACAGUCGUUCGCAUAUUUUGUAUUGUGCUGUCAGCUCUAUAAAUUUUUAUUAAGUGUUGUUGGUUUUUUCGUUGUUCAUUCUCACUAAGUUAUAGGAAAUUUUGUAAGAAAUGGGAACAAAUUUACAUAAAGUAAAAUUCACUAUGUUGGCCAGAAAUCGUCGUGUUAAAUCAAUGUUUGAUUUACGAAAGACGCGACGAUCUCAAGUAUUUGUAGGCCAUCGUUUUCAACAUUUUAUUGCAUCGGAUGAUCGAAUACGUUGUCAUUUCCAAGCGAUUUAUGAGCAUUUGCAUCUUAUCGAUGGCGCAUAUACAACCGAACAAAAAUUCACAGCACUUUUAUUGGUUAUGCUCAAUCAAACGCCACAGAUUGCCGAUUUUUUGCGCAUCGAAUCGGCCGCCGAAUUAUUGGAACACAUUAACGAUGAACUCAACGCACUUGUGUCGAGCAUUUGCUACAUUCUCAAUGAAAUUGGCAUCAAUUAUCUACUUGAACGCAAACUGAACAACAACAACAUUAGCAGUAGCAGCAGCAACAUUCACUUUGAAUGCGACACUCUGAUAUUUCGACCAAACGUCAAUUCAAUUAGCAUUUUGAUGGCUGAACUGCUCACCCAGCUACUGAACACAUUCGGUGAACGAUGCAAAAGUGACAAAAUACUUGUAAACAAAGACAUUCUGCACACAUUUGUGCUGUGCUAUUUGAGAUUCGGCCAUUGCCAUGAUGUCAUCCGACGCAAUUUACACACAAUACUCGCGCUGACACAAGGAAUGGGCCGCUUUGAACGAACCGCAGCCAUUGUCCAGCAUGAGCCAUUGAUGCAUUGGCUUAUGGGUCAACACAUUCAUGACAUGACCGAAUCGUUGAUUGUACUGAAAAUUUUCAAUAGCAUUUGCAAAGGCUUUCCAGAGAAUAUACGAUUUUUAGUCAAAUACAACCUUCUCGAACACUUGAAACAUCAAUUGACCGAUACCAUUGGGCCAUCUUAUGAACUCGUUGAAGAAAGCCUUUGCAUUGUUGAGAAUAUUUGCGGCAAUCAUCGCAGCGACAUUCAAGCCGUUAUUGAUGCUGAUCUCAUUUCACCAAUGGUUAAUGUUUUCAAGUCUUCAGCCGGCCAUGUCGAUCAUAAUUUAAGGAAAAUCGUACUCAACACAUUUUACAACAUUUCCACGCUGGGCAGUAUCGAACAAAUCAAAGUCUUACUUGACCUUGAUCUAUUGCAUCUAUUGUGCUAUCAAUUCAAUUACCAAGUCAAUAUGCAUGAAGGCAUUUUAGAAACCUCAUUCGAAAUACUAAACAACAUUCUGGGUGACUUUUACCGUAAAGAUCAUUGUGCAUUCCACAAAAUAUCAAGCAUAAUCAAUGAAUGCGGCGGUUAUACGGCAAUCAAGCAGUUAGCCAACCACAGUAAUGAUUCGAUUUCGAGUAUGGCAUGUGAUCUGAGCAGAUACAGCAAUGGCACGUGUGGAAAAUGCAACCAAAUGACAUCCGCAGCAACAUUUGAAUCAAUGCAACAAUGAACUUCAAAUGUGUUUAUCCAAGCCACGGCAAACAAAUUUAUAUACUUAUAUGACAAAAUUGCAUAUUUCUCAGCUCGAAUAUCGUACUAUUUACGAAAUGAUUAUUUAUAAUUUUUUUUUUAAUUUUAAGCGAAUGACCAAAGUGGUGCGAAAUUGCAUACUCAAAAAAAAGACAGCAAAAAAUGAACCAAUUAUUUUCCGAUUAUUUACGUAUUCAUUAAGCCCACCGUUAAUUGUUGUUAUAGUCUUUUUUAUGUAUUUUAAAGGGGGAAAAGUUAAAACUAUUUUUAUAGAAAAAAAUUAAUCAAAUUAAAAAUAUUGUCAGAAAAAAAAACUGUUCAAAUGACCAUUUAAAAAAAAACGAAUGUUGAAUUAAAAUCAAUUACAUGGAAACGAAAAU
Messenger RNA from Sitodiplosis mosellana (orange wheat blossom midge), 1998 nucleotides. RefSeq names its product importin subunit alpha-1-like. Gene Ontology annotation, molecular function: protein binding. Bases 189 to 1598 code for a protein of 469 amino acids. The record is from RefSeq and is a predicted model, not a curated record. NCBI's taxonomy places the organism in Eukaryota, Metazoa, Arthropoda, Insecta, Diptera, Cecidomyiidae. The transcript is spliced from 4 exons.